Populus euphratica (Euphrates poplar) is the source of this 1789-nucleotide messenger RNA. RefSeq names its product AT-rich interactive domain-containing protein 5-like. Lineage: Eukaryota; Viridiplantae; Streptophyta; Magnoliopsida; Malpighiales; Salicaceae. Bases 156 to 1490 code for a protein of 444 amino acids. Gene Ontology annotation, cellular component: nucleus. Gene Ontology annotation, biological process: regulation of transcription by RNA polymerase II. Gene Ontology annotation, molecular function: DNA binding. The record is from RefSeq and is a predicted model, not a curated record. The transcript has 14 exons.
AAUCGAUUCCACCCUUCUCUGCCUUCCUCUUCACCUGCAUUGUCCGCUUCUGCUCAAAUUCAAACCUUGAUACGCUGCCGUUUUCUCUCUCCUCUCUCAACCUCCGCCUCUCCGAUCUCCGAAAGGGUGAGCUGGACCCAAAAAAAAUAAUAUUAAUGAGCGAAAUGGAAGAUAGUGAAAUGGUUACGGUACAAGAUUUGCUGGUAGACUCGGAAGCUAAGAAGCCGAGUGAGGCCUCUGUUAAAGAGCAGGAAGAAACUGCUGAUGCUUCAGUGGAAAAAAAGUCGAAUGAGAAUGGGCAGGCAUCGGUUGCUGACGAUGACCACACUGUGACUUUGGCAACUGAUGUUCCUAUGAGUGAUACUCAAGCUUUGCCUAAUGAGAAAAAUGAUACGGAUGAAAAUAUUAAUCAGCAAGCGGGGGAAGAGAAAACUGAUGGAGAUGAUGGUGGCUGUGUUCAAAAUCAGCCACAAACUGCUACUCCAUCGACCCCGAGGAGGCAUGCGACUCCUAAAUCAAAGCAUGAUAGUGCGGCAAAGUCCAAGAACGUGUGGACGGAUAUUAAGAUGGGGGAGGCUGAUGUUGCAGGUACCCCAGAAGAGCGAGCUGCAUUCAUGAAGGAGCUGGAAACUUUUUAUAAGCAGAAUACCAUGGAUUUCAAGCCCCCCAAGUUUUAUGGGGAACCAUUGAACUGCCUGAAGUUAUGGAGGUCUGUGAUCAAACUGGGUGGCUAUGAAGUGGUUACUGCUAACAAGUUGUGGCGGCAAGUGGGAGAGUCUUUCCACCCUCCCAAGACCUGCACAACGGUGUCUUGGACAUUCCGCAUUUUCUAUGAGAAGGCACUUCUGGAAUAUGAAAAGCAUAAGAAGGAAACUGGUGAGCUUCAACUUCCUAGUUCACCCUUGCAUCAGGCUACUAGUGUUGAAAAGGAGGCAAGUGGGUACCAAGCACCUGGAUCUGGCAGGGCAAGAAGGGAUGCUGCUGCUCGUGCUAUGCAGGGUUGGCAUGCUCAGCGUCACCUUGGACAUGGUGAGGUUAGCGAGCCAAUUGCUAAGGUCAAGAGCUUAAAUUUUGCAAGGCGUGAAAAGCCUCUCAAAAGUAUCGGUUUGCACAGACAGAAGACAACUAACUUGGAACUUGCCGAGAGACCUAUGAAUGCUGAACCAGAUAAGGAAGUGGAUGCUGAAAUUGCUGAUAUUGGACCCCCUGCUGAUUGGGUGAAGAUCAAUGUGCGGGAAAGUAAAGAUUGCUAUGAGAUAUAUGCUCUAGUCCCAGGACUUCUCCGUGAAGAAGUUCGGGUUCAAUCAGAUCCUGUUGGACGUCUGGUUAUAACAGGUCAACCAGAGCAGCUGGACAAUCCUUGGGGUAUAACACCAUUUAAGAAGGUUGUGAGCUUACCUACAAGAAUUGAUCCACUUCAGACGUCUGCUGUUGUUAGCUUGCAUGGGCGACUCCAUGUUCGUGUCCCUUUUGAGCACGGAUCAGCUUGACUUUCCUUCUUGUGAGUCGGACAUUGAUUAACUUUUCUAGGUAGAAAUCAUAAAUUUUGGGAGAGACAGACAAAGGCUUGAAAGGGAAUAACUGGGAUUGUUUUUGUUUCUCUCACCGUGUUAAAGUAGCUCUAACUACUGAACUUCGUAGAUGCCAGCUUAUUAUGUGCAGAGUAGUUUCAGAAGAUCUGUUAAUUGUAAAACUGAUGCAUGUCACUGGGAAGCCAUAUUGAUCCUGUGGCUGGAAACCCUGUGUAAGACUGCGGUUAUAAAUGGCUGCUGGUAGCAGUUUCAAUUGA